Messenger RNA from Closterium sp. NIES-65, 1104 nucleotides. NCBI's taxonomy places the organism in Eukaryota, Viridiplantae, Streptophyta, Zygnematophyceae, Desmidiales, Closteriaceae. The record is from the annotation of a GenBank genome assembly.
AUGCCCACCUUGCAAUUCUUGAAUCUUUCCAGCAACAGGCUGAGAGGCAGUCUGCCUGAAUCUCUCACAACCAUGUCUAACCUGGUCACCCUAAGCGUUGCAUUCAAUUAUAUGGAAGGAACCAUCCCCCCAGCCCUUGGAAAGUUACGCAAUCUCUCAACCCUAGACACCAACACCAGCGGUCUCAAGUGCCCUGACAGCUACAGCAGCUGCGGUGUGCCUCAGAAUACAACCUCUGGCUUCUGCCGCACCUGCCCUGACUUCUGCUCCACAUCGACCACACAUGUGUGGCGUGCCUCCCAGCCGCUCCAGCAAGCAGCACGCACGUUUUCCAUUUGGAUACAGGAGAGCAAGGCGGCAACACUUUUCACCUUGGAAGGAAUGGGUGUGGAUGAAAAAAAUCUGCCGUUUACUCUGCACCGCAUUCGUUGCCUCCCCGCCCCGCUCUACCGCGUUUGCUCUGCUCUGCUCCUCCCCACAGCGCUGGUGAGCAGCAAGGCGGCAGCGCAGCACCACCCCAACCUCGUGCGGCUGCUGGGCUUCGCAAUCGGCAUCACCGACAAGAGAAGGGUCGAGCAAAUCCUCAUCUACGAGCUCAUGCCCAACGGCGACCUCUCGCGAUGGAUCGGGAAAGGUGAGCAUUUCAACUCGUGCGCGCAUGCGUUGCUUCGGGGCGAUAGCUUUGGCAUUCUCAUGCUUGAGCUCAUUACGGGCCGCCACGUCAUCACCAAUUCUUUCGAAACUCACUCCGAUGAGGAGGCGGGACAGCAGCUGCACAUUCUUCGCUGGGUCCAGCAGCAGCUGGGUCAAUUGGGCAACAGGGCAGUGGUGGCAGGCCUCAAGGACGCGCGCAUGGAGGCGUGGGAUGAUUUGGUGUUGAGGGUGGUGGAUCUGGCACUGCGUUGCACCGCCAAGCACAGCGCCAUGCGGCCGGCCAUGGGGGUGAUUGCAGCCGAGCUGGAGACCGUGCUGGUGGCGCUGGGCGGCGAACGUCGCAACUCUGCCGCCCGUCAGGUGGACCAGCAGGUGGAGGAGGAGAGGAUGGCAGAUCUGGACUUGGAUGCAGAGAUUGCGCGCUUGAAUGGGUUGAUUCACGACAACUGA